Molecule: messenger RNA, 2112 nt
Organism: Delphinapterus leucas (beluga whale)
Lineage: Eukaryota; Metazoa; Chordata; Mammalia; Artiodactyla; Monodontidae
Source: RefSeq, a predicted model, not a curated record
AUGUUGCCAAGCCUGAUCCAGACCAAGGUGGCUCUCGGCAUCUACUGCUCCUGCAUCCAUGAACGCACACAAGGGCACCCAGAUGCAUACACCCAGGAACCCCUUUUCUGUUUCAGAAUCUCCUCCCACAUCUCUGAAUCCACGAAGAACCAGUCUUACAUAAAUGUGCCUCAGGAUUCUGUCCCCAGGGACAGAUGGAUGCACCCCACCACCAUCCUGCUCUGCAAGUCACAGAGCAACCAGGCUGCCCUGGUGCCCAAGGAACACAAGACAUUCAUGGAGGAAGCCUACAACGCAGCCAUCUGCUUCAAGACGCUCCAGGACCUGAAUAGUUCAGACCCCCUCCACCUGAAGUACGUCAUCGAGAAAAUCAAGAACGUGGCUCACGGGGACCCCAACCUGGUGCUGGAAAAUCAUGACUACUUUGUAGACAACCUGGAGCUGGAGGAGGGCUACCGGGACGCGGCCAGCAACGUGCUGGUGGCCACCUGCAGGCACUGCUGGUGGCUGGUGGCCCGGCACCUGGAGACCGAGGUCCUGUCGGGCGUCUUCCCUCACAGCAGCCUCCUCUACGUGAUGGGCGUCCUGACCUCUAACGAGGAGAUCUUCAAGGAGACAGAGAAGGCUUGCUGGGAAGAGCAGCUGGCCCAGAACUCGGAGGACAUGAGGUGGAGGUGGGCGAGCAUCACCUUCCUCCUGGCCUGUGGCCAGAGGGCGGACAAGGACAAGGCCCGCAUCCUCCCAUGGGUGGACAACGUCUUCUCACGGACGAUUUUCUUCUUCCACUACAACUCCUGCGACGAAACCCUGAAGCAGAGCUUCCUCACGGCCAUCCUCAUGCUGGUGGGGGCUGUCAGCUGCAACGAGGGCGCCCAAAGCUACGAGCUCUCCCAGGUCUCUGAGCUCUUCGAGUGUCUGAUGCUUCUGAUGGAGAAGGAGCCCCAGGACAUGCUGUGCACAUCGACUCACCAACAGGCCAUCCACAUCAUCUCCAGCUUCUGCACGUCGCUGGAGGCGCUGAAGAGCCUGCUGCCCGCCACUGGGCACUGGCAGGACUUCGCCCACCUGGAGCUGCAGGGAGCCUGGGACCUGUUCGCCACCACCCACACCGACCCGCAGGGCAUGGGCCUCCUCGCCAGGGCCAUGGUGCAGAGCCGCUGCAAGCAAGUCACGGCGCUGAUCACCCAGCUGCUACCCAGCCUGCAGAGCCAGGAGCAGCGGGGGAGGAAGGCAGCCAUCGUCAUCCUCACGGGGACCUGCCUCCUCUACAGCCCUGCCCUGCUGGAGGUGCUCCCCAAACAGGCCGCCCUGACCAUGCUGGCCCAAAGCCUCAGGGACCCCAGCCCUGAGGUCUGCGUGCUGAGCCUGUAGGUCCUGGGAAACAUCCUCUUUUUCCCAGAGAAGGGACGCCUGCUCCGUGGACUGCUGCCACCCUUCCUCGACGGCUUCUUCCACAGCGGCGAGCCGGUGGUGGUGCGCAUCAUGGGCACCGUGUCGGACAUGCUGCACCGCCUGGGCGCACACAGCACAAAGGCCCAGAGCUUUGGCAUCGCCAUCAACGCCCGCUUCUUCUCCGACGACGAGCGGGAUGGAGUCCAGGCAGCGGCCAUGGCACUGUUCGGGGAGCUGGUGGCGUCAAUGACAGGCAGAAAGCUAAGUGGCCUGAGAACCCAGGUGCACCAGAGUAUGGUGGCCCUGCUGCUGCACCUGAAGGACAGCUGCCGGGCCGUCGUCACGCAGGCCAAGCUCGCCUUCCACCGGGUGCGGCUGCGGCACACCCUCUCCUGCACGCUGGCCUGGGAGGCGAGACUUGGCGCCAGCCACUUCCUCUGGAGCUGCCUGAUGACCCACAGCCAGGAGGGGCUCAGCAUCCACUUGGCACAGGCCCUCGGCUACCUGCACAGCCGCCGUCGUCACAUCAAGACCUGGGCAGCGCUCUUCAUGGGUUAUACCAUCUGCCACCACCCCCAGGCCGUGUCCCAGGUGGUCAAGGACAUGGACACGAAGCUGCUGUUCUCUUUUGAGGAUCUUAAGAAUGACCCAGAGCCCAGCAUCCAAGAACCUGCCACCAGGCAGUCCUUCCUUCAGCAGAUGGCAGCCGGACCGCGCUGA